Molecule: messenger RNA, 3210 nt
Organism: Sphaeramia orbicularis (orbiculate cardinalfish)
Lineage: Eukaryota; Metazoa; Chordata; Actinopteri; Kurtiformes; Apogonidae
Product: epididymis-specific alpha-mannosidase-like
Exons: 19
Coding region: 66-3098 (1010 amino acids)
Biological process (GO): mannose metabolic process
Cellular component (GO): lysosome
Molecular function (GO): carbohydrate binding; alpha-mannosidase activity
Source: RefSeq, a predicted model, not a curated record
GGCGGCACAACAAUAAUACGGAAGUGGCUGAGAUUUUGGAAAGUCGGCUCUAAAAAGCGGCUAAAAUGAAAGUUUUAGUCGUAUUUGUGUAUUUAUUUGGCUUUUGUUGCUCGUCUGGACAAGCAGCGAAGAACGCGACAAUUCAGACGUUUGUUAUUCCUCACAGUCACAUGGACGUAGGAUGGGUUUACACUGUGCAGGAGAGUAUGCAUGCCUACGCAGCCAACGUGUACAACAGUGUAACGGAGGAACUGUCGAAGGAUAAGGGGCGCAGGUUCAUCUCUGUGGAGCAGGAGUUCUUCAGACUGUGGUGGGAUCAUGUGGCCUCAGACUGGCAUAAGAAACAACUUCGACAGCUGGUCAAAGAGGGUCGACUGGAGUUCGUCAUCGGGGGUCAGGUGAUGCACGACGAAGCUGUGACUGACCUGAACGACGACAUCCUGCAGAUGACGGAGGGACACGGGUUCCUGUACCAGACCUUCGGGGUCCGGCCCCGGUUCUCCUGGCACGUGGACCCGUUCGGCGCCUCCGCCACCACGCCGGUCCUGUUCGCUCUGGCCGGGUUCGACGCCCACGUCGUCUCACGCAUCGACUACGACCUGAAAGACGCCAUGCAGAAGAACAAGAAUCUGCAGUUUGUCUGGAGCGGUUCACCUUCACUGAAACAGCAGCAGAUCUUCACCCACGUCAUGGACCAGUUCAGCUACUGCACCCCGUCCCAGCUGCCCUUCUCCAACAGUUCUGGUUUUUACUGGAACGGGGUCGCCCUGUUCCCAGACCCCCCUAAAGAUGGAGUCUACCCCAACAUGAGCCUGCCCGUUACCAAGGAGACGGUCCACGCCUACGCCCAGACCAUGGUGGACAACAUCAAGCAGAGGGCGGCGUGGUUUCGCACCAACCAUGUGCUCUGGCCGUGGGGCUGCGACAAACAGUUCUACAACUCGUCGGUCCAGUUCAGGAACAUGGACCCGUUAAUGAACUACAUUAACCAGAACAGUGCAGAGCUGGGGGUGACGGUGCAGUACGCCACCCUCAGUCAGUACUUCCAGGCCGUCCACCAAUCAGAUCUGCUGUGGGACGUCCGCGGGAACCAGGACUUCCUGCCUUAUUCCACAGAGUCGUACCAGGCGUGGACGGGCUUCUACGCCUCCAGAAACGUCCUGAAAGGCGUGGCGCGACGGGCCAGUUCGCAGCUUCACGCGGCUGAGACCCUGUUUGCCCGGUACCGGAUCAGCUUCCCUGACGGACCGGUGGCUAAAGACUGGGCCCUGGACAAGCUGAAGGCGCUACGAUGGGCCGUCUCUGAGGUGCAACAUCAUGACGGUAUCACAGGUACUGAGUCUCCUAAAGUGGCUGAAAUGUACAUGGACCACCUGACCCAGGCCAUGAUGGGGGUGGAUGAACUUCUAGCUGCACUUUUCCUGCUUCCACACAACCUGGACAUCCACAGCGCCACCUACCGCAGCCACCACCACACAGCAGGCGUGGACGAGGAUCUGGAGCAGCACGUCAUCGUCUACAACCCCUUAGCCUGGAACGUCACCUCCAUCAUCAACGUCACCGUGGCGAUCGCCAUGGCAACGGUGUAUGACGACGACGGGCAGCCCGUCCCUUCACAGAUCCAGAGGUCGGCCCAGUCCAACCUGACCUUUGACCUUUUCAUGGUGGCAGAGCUGGGGGGCCUCCAGCACAGGAAGUAUGUCAUAAAGUUCACGGGGAAGGCGGGGUCUGCGACGGCUGACGGCGGCUGGACAUACGAAGCCGAAGGGGUCCGGUUCGACAGACGACGCACCCGGGACCGGACCAGGACCGGGAGGAGGCUUCUGCCGGUCCUGAACGAGUGCUACAAGAUCAUGUUGGACCAGGACACCAACCUCCUGCACAGCAUCACAUACCUUCCAGACAAACGCAGAGUGAGGAUAACGCAGGAUUUCUGGCAGUACCACGCCAACGGAGACGUCAAAGCCGGACCCAUAUCUGAUAAUUACAUGUUCAGCCCCAACGGUUCGGCUGUGAAAGCCUACGAGGCCGUGGAGAUGGAGAUCAUCCCCGGGAAAAUCAUAACGGAGAUCAGACAGUACUUCUACAGAUCGGAGGGCGAUAAGGACUACGCCUACUCCAUCAUCACCCGUGUCCCAGAAUGCUAUGGGAGCAGGGUUGGGUGCCACAGACUGGAGCAGACGUAUUCUGUGGGUCCGCUGGACGUCAACACCGAGGUGGUCCUCAGAACCAGAACCUCCCUGACCAACAACCGGACCCUGUACAGCGACGACAACGGAUACCAGAUGAUGAAGAGGCCGUUCAGGACGUUCAGGAAUAACACUGUGGCCAGAAACUAUUUCCCGAUGGUCCGUGCUGCGUUCAUCCAGGACGACCUCAGCAGGUUGGUGGUGGUCAGUGACCGCGCCCACGGCGUGUCCAGCCAAUCCAACGGACAACUAGAGGUGAUGCUGCAUCGCCGUCUGUGGAACAACCUUCCGUGGAACCUCGGAUACAACCUGACGCUCAACGACAGCUCGGUGGCCACGCCCACUCUGUGGAUGAUGCUGGGCUCCGUGGAAACCGCCUCCAGGCUCCACCACCGGGAGGCGGUGGAGAUGCAGCACCGGCCCGUCGUCAUGGCAAUCGACCAACCACAGAAGCCGUGGAACUUGGAGCCCAGAGGCGCCGGCCCGGUUCCGUCCGUGGUUCUGCCUCCAAACCUCCACCUGCUCAGCCUCAGCAUCCCCGGGUGGAACUACAGCUCCGACCACGAGCGCCACCUCCGACGCCUGGACGCAGGGGAGGAUUUACGCUCCGAGGUGAACUACAACCGGGUUCUGCUGAGAAUCCUGCAUCUGUUUGAGGACGGAGAAGAUCCAGAACUGUCCAAACCAGUCACCAUCGACAUGAAGGAGGUUCUGCGGGGCUUUGGGGAGGUGACAUCAGUGGAGGAGCGUUCCCUGACGGGGACCUGGGCCCUGGACCGUCUGCAGAGGUGGACGUGGAACACCACCCAGACCAGAACCGAGCGGAGGAGGUGUCGGACCCGUGGAACCCGGACCUUCAGCGUCACCGUCUGGCCCAAGCAGAUCAGGACGUUCUUCGUCCAUUUCUGAACCCGACCGUCGAUGUCUUCUGUGAAGAUGCUAGUCUUAAACCUAGUCUAAUGCUGCCUUCAGGGGCUGUCGGGAAGAUGAGCCUUUCCACUUGUGAAUUCAGAAUUACCAG